This is a messenger RNA of Acytostelium subglobosum LB1, 2376 nucleotides long. RefSeq lists its product as hypothetical. NCBI's taxonomy places the organism in Eukaryota, Evosea, Eumycetozoa, Acytosteliales, Acytosteliaceae. The record is from RefSeq and is a predicted model, not a curated record. The annotation marks the transcript as partial. The transcript has a single exon.
UCAUUCACUCAAUUAUUAAUAGCAACAAAUAUUGAUCGACCACUGGCUCAAGGGACACUCCCAGAGUCACUGACAAGUCUGGACUUUAGUAACACCUUUGAUCAGCUGAUAUUGCCCGGCUCACUACCAGGCAAUCUACAACGAAUUGGCCUUGGAUCACAAUUCAAUCAAACAAUCAUACCGGGCUCAUUGCCCGACUCGAUCGACUGCCUGGAGCUUCAAAGCCUGUACAACAAGAUACUGCUCCCUGGUGCAUUGCCUCAGUCCUUGACACAUCUGACUCUGCCCUUUGGCCCAGACACCAAGUUGAUGCCCGGUGUGCUGCCGCCCUCGCUUCACUCAAUCAACUUUAGUCAUGUCACUGGUGUCAUGCUCAAUCUGAUGUCACAAGGAUCAGAUCUCGGCAAUUGUUCAUUCCCCUCAUCUGUCACAUCACUUCAUCUUGGCCAUGACUUCAACCUUAGACUUGUCCCGGGGUCGCUGCCGCCCUCACUCAAAGUGCUCCACAUGUCGACCAACUACUCACAUCCGAUCACUGGCGGCGUGCUACCCGACUCCCUGACGACGCUGUACAAUCACUCCAGAUACUCGUCGGUACUGACCACGGCGUCGUUUCCCAAGAAGCUCACACAUCUCUACACUUACAUGCAUGUGCCAUUUGCUCCACUCCCUCGCUCGAUACAUACACUUCAUCUUUUCAUUCCCGAUGUCAUCAUCUCAACUCAUAUCAAUAGUAUGGAGAACAGUCAUAUGCCAUUGGUACUGAGUGAGGGAUAUCUGCAGGACACACUCACCGAGCUUCGAAUGCCCCAAGCAUUCAACGAGGCACUCUCCAUUGGCUCACUCCCCAGCUCAUUGCAGACACUUCUAUUUGGUCAAUUCUUCAACCAGACGCUGCAGCCGGAUGUACUCCCUCGAUCACUGACCACACUUUCGUUCGGACGUACCUUCAACUCACCCAUUGUACCUGGCGUGCUUCCACAAUCACUCACCAGUCUAUCACUGAACGAAUGUAUUGGGUUCAAUCACCCUCUACUUCCUGGUGCGCUCCCUCCAUCACUCACAACAUUGAUGCUUUCAUCAGUGUUCAAUCAAUCACUUGGUCCAGGCAUCUUGCCUCAGUCACUGCGCAACCUGAAGCUGCUCACCCUCUUGCCACCACCAAACCAACUUGUGCUGCCGGCCCAGAUGACCUCACUUACCGCUUAUCUACCAUACGUCACAUGUUGUUCGAGUGUGGAUACAGUCGAGCUGGUUGGUCAAUUGAAUGUCAUAUUCCCAAUACAUACCAAAGUUAGGAAGAUGAUCAUUCCGUCUGCUCUCAUCAACUUCCUGCAUUGUUUCAUGUCGUCCAUGCCCAAUGUUGACACAUUCAGCACAGUCUAUCCCUCACUGGGCAAUAUGACAUUCCGUUUGAUGGACAAUGAAUCCGACCCUCAUGUGAUGGUUGUGGUCGAGAGAUGGACAAAGAAAUACGAACAUUGCGAUAUGAUGUACUCCAAUCACUUGCUCAUCACUACGCAGUCAGACAUUGUUCGAUGGGCCACUGGAUCGAAUGUUAUGGGACAACAUCAACAUUUGGUAUUACAGCAAUAUAGGCAAGCCAAUCAGCAACAGCAACAACGAUAUCCUCUCCAGACACAUGCAUUGCAACAACAACAACUACAACAACUACAACAACAAUCUCAAAUGCCACAGAUCCCACCACCGGUGUAUAGAAUGAUCAUGCCACAGAUCCAACAAGGCAUUGCGCCACAAUUACCACAACAACAAUCGCCUCUAAUUCAGUCGUAUCAACAGCAACAGAAACAUUCAAUAGCCUUCCAACAACAAAUGCAACGGUAUCAGCAAAUUCAACUUCAACAACAACAACAACAACAACAACAAAUGUUAAUACAACAGCAACAUCAACAACAACAACAACAGCACCAGUCAAUGAACAGGCAGCAUCAACUUCUGCCCCAGCAAAUACAACAACAACAACAACAACAAUUCAUGCCGAAUAACCAACAGCAAUUUCCAUGGCCACAGCAACAACAAUAUGCUUCCACCAUUGUCCCAGGACCAGCCAUUAAUGCGGUUCCACUACCUCCAGUAUUAUUGUUCCAACAAAGGAAAGAUCAGUCUCCUCCACAGCCCCAACAACCGUCACAACAACAACAACAACAACAACAACAACAACAACAACAACAACAACAACAACAACAACAGCAGCAGCAGCAGCAGCAGCUACCAAUUCUUACAACGUAUCCUUCACCCACAUCCAUUAUCAGUUUGGACUCUGAGGACGAAACACCAAACGAAAAGGGUUUAUCCAGAAGCAGAAAAGAAGAUGGAAGCUCGCCUUUAAGUAUGACACCAGAUGGCUCUUCAUCG